AUGGCACCCCUCACAAUUAACGUGUCCGGCGAGUCGAUCAUCAGUCGACAUCCAGAGCGCGCCGUGCUCCACCUCGCCGUUAAAUCCGAUGGCCCAGAGCAAGAGACUGUGUCCAAGGAUGUGACCACGACAUCCAAUGAUCUCCACCAGCUUUUUAAAGGACUGUCCCCGAAGAACGACAAUGGCUAUUCCGACGUCGAUGCAGCCGUGACAACCUUCUCGUCCACGCUUCUCCGCACAUGGUCCAUUGUUCCCACGGAUGACAAGAACAAGCCUCUGAACCGAGUGCAUUACGCCACAUCUUCUUUUGAAGUCAUUUUCCGCGAUUUCAACAAAUUAAGCGAGAUAGCCGGCAUGCUGGUCGCGCACCCGAAAGUUGAGAUUAACUCCAUUGAUUGGCGUCUGACCGAUGCCACUAAGACGGCACUUGGCAGCGAGUCGCGCAGGUUGGCCAUCCGUGAUGCCGUCCACAAGGCAAACGAUUACGCAGAGGUGAUCGGGCAGGAGGUUGUGGCCGUGGAAAUCAACGACGGAGGAUCCACGUCGCAUGUCAGAGCCAGGUAUAUGCUGGCUGCCGCCCCUGUCUCCAGAGCCCGCGUUUUUACCAGUGCCUCUCCCGACAUGCCUGAAAAGGACACCGCCCUCGACUUGAACCCUCAGCAAAUCGAGUUCACGGGCUCGGUGCAUGUCAAGUUUGAAUCGGUUUCGGAGAAGUGA
This is a messenger RNA of Penicillium cinerascens, 717 nucleotides long. RefSeq names its product SIMPL domain-containing protein. The transcript has a single exon. NCBI's taxonomy places the organism in Eukaryota, Fungi, Ascomycota, Eurotiomycetes, Eurotiales, Aspergillaceae. Gene Ontology annotation, cellular component: external side of plasma membrane. The coding region runs from base 1 to 717 and encodes 238 amino acids. Gene Ontology annotation, biological process: DNA damage response. The record is from RefSeq and is a predicted model, not a curated record.